Messenger RNA from Leptonychotes weddellii (Weddell seal), 519 nucleotides. Lineage: Eukaryota; Metazoa; Chordata; Mammalia; Carnivora; Phocidae. The record is from RefSeq and is a predicted model, not a curated record.
CACACCGCCAUGUACUUCACCAGCUGCUCCACGGGCUGCCAGCAGGCCAGCUGCACCCCCAGCUCCUGCCAGACGUCCUGCUGCGUGCCCGUGAGCUGCCAGACGUCCUGCUGUACCCCCAGCUCCUGCCAGACGUCCUGCUACGUGCCCAGUCCCUGCCAGGUGACCUGCUGCGUGCCUGUGAGCUGCCAGACGUCCUGCUGCACCCCCAGCCCCUGCCAGAUGUCCUGCUGUGUGCCCAGCUCCUGCCAGACGUCCUGCUGCGUGCCCAUGAGCUACAAGCCUGCUGUGUGCCUGCCCGUGAGCUGCAAGCCCAUUGUGUAUGUGGCCCCCUCCUGCCAGUCCUCUGGGGGCUGCCAGCCCUCCUGCCCCACCCUGGUCUGCAGGCCUGUCCCCUGCGGCACCCCUAAUUGCAGCUGAGCCCAUGGCCUCCUAGGACCCCUCCUCUGUGCGGUCAGAAGUGGCUGCUCUCUGAACUCCUACCAGGCGGCCCAGACAUCAUCCACUUCAGACCUUCUG